Messenger RNA from Exaiptasia diaphana, 5785 nucleotides. Its product is annotated as centlein. NCBI's taxonomy places the organism in Eukaryota, Metazoa, Cnidaria, Anthozoa, Actiniaria, Aiptasiidae. Bases 1180 to 4860 code for a protein of 1226 amino acids. The record is from RefSeq and is a predicted model, not a curated record. Gene Ontology annotation, biological process: protein localization to organelle; centriole-centriole cohesion. The transcript is spliced from 34 exons. Gene Ontology annotation, cellular component: centrosome; centriole.
UAAUUUUCCUACUGCUUUGUUUUCAGGUCAUUAAACAAUGAAUAUCAAAAUUAAAUAUACAUGUAAGAAUACAGUAAUACAGUAGUUUGAUUAAAACACCCAGGCUUAUUUGGGAACUUGAAGUACAUAUAUUUUCAGCUAUUUGAUAAAUAUUAAUACAUACCAGGUAAACACAAUCCACCAAUAUUAYAGUGUGGAGCAACAAUAUUACAGUGUGGAGUUGAGACUUGUAAAUAAUGUGGCAUGGAGUGAUGAUGCUGGUUUCUAAAACUAGCUGAAGAGUUUGACAUAAAUAAAUGAUAAAAUUUUUACUUUUCUUAACCAGUUAAUCUUGAAGGCUAUUUUGGCAUAUACUCUCAAGUGUAAAGCACUAUGGAGUAGUUCAACUGCAUAUAUUGUUUKGUAAAUGGUUAUAGAAUAGCUCGUGGUCAAUGGGUGUGCCACUGUAUAAAAGUACUAUAAUAAUAACAGUUUUGUUCAUAAAUUAUGUACUUUACAUCAUAAUAUAUAUUUUAGUUGUAUCACCAGAUGAAUAGAUAUGGUGAUUGUUAUUCUUAAAAUUAACUUCCAUGUAAUCAUAUUAAUUGUCAUUGACUUGUAAUAAUAACUAAACCAUGAAAUAAAAAUUGAAGUAACAAAGUAUCAAUAAAAGUACAUGACUGAAUUGAAAUGUGUAAAUCAAAAAUAUUGUUACAAAACUKAAAAUUUUGGUGCAUUUUUUCUUUCGAAAUAAGGCAAGCUAGAGGUGUUAAAGCACUUUCGAAAACGAUUAUAUGGAGGUGUUUCAAACUGUGAAGGAAGCAGAAUUAGGAAAUAAAACCCGCUUUUUUUUUGUCAGCACCUCUGAAACGCAUGGGCUACCUGUGURGUAAGAAAAAUUGUGUCAGCGGCUAUUACUAUUGCAGGCGCGCCGUUUUCAAAUAUGGCGGAUUCCAUAACAGAUGUUUUCUAUCCGAGUUGUUGUUGUUUUAGAUUCAAUUUGACCACAGGAUAGGGAUAACAUUCAAAGAAAAUGUCUAUAAACCAAACAAGCGAUACUUAGAACAAAAGGAAGUGGAAAGAGACGCGAACUUUACCUUGUGAAAUCAAAGUUUUGAUGURAAGUGUUGUCGACAUGUCUGUUUAUAUAAAKAAUUUUACGGCAGGGCAAACGUAAUCUUUACUACAAUAUUGUCAGUGAUGGAGGGACUUCCAUYCAAGGAAGCAGCUCGAGGGUUGGCUUCUGAAAUCAAGCACCUUGCUUCACAAAAACACACACUAGAGGAAGAGCUUCUUCAGUGCAAAGCUGACAAAGACUUUGUUUGGAACUUGUGGAAAAGGCUACAAACUGAAAAACCUGACAUGGCAUCAGUCAUCAGCAUGGUAGUAUCAMGAGAAAAGGAAAAAGCAGAAAGGAAAGAUCUGAAGAUUUUAGAAAUUCUCCGCUUGAAAGAUGAAAAGAUUGUGGAAAUGCGCGAGGCUUUAAAUGCUGACAAAGAGGAGAUGAAAAUGAACAAAGAAAGGCUUCAUGAUUUGUUGAUAGAGAAUGAUGAAUUAAAACAAAAACUAGAUGAGCAUGAGAAUGAGCUGUCCAGUAAAAUGAAAGAAAUGGAGGAAAGGACAAGAGAAAUUGAAGAAAAGAAUCAAUAUCUUUCRCAACUGGUAAAAGCUUACCAGGAAGAGAAAGAAGCAAAGGACAAGGAACUUAAGGACAACCUUGAACAAAUUGAUAGUGAAAAGAAUGGCCUCAAGUCAAAAAUCAAGUAUUUAGAAGAUGAAGUAGAGAAGCUCAAUGAGGAUAGAACCUCUCUUGGGGAAGCCAUGAAAACAAAUGCCAAUUUAAAGGAGCAAAUCCAGGAAAUGGAGAAAACAUUGCAAAAUCUGAAGUCAAAUAGUGAGAGCUGUGAAAAACAGUAUGAUGAAGCAGUAACCACUUUAAGAAUACGAGAAAAUCAUUUGCAAGAUAAAGAUAAAGAAGUUAUUGCACUGAGAGAAAGAAUGAUAGAUUUCAGAAAUUCACAUGAUCAAGCUCUGGUUAAGAUACGAGAACAGACAGAAAUGAUUGAACAUUUGCAGGGAAUGCAGGACCAAGUUUAUAGAGUGAUGGAAGAUCAUAAACAGUCUUAUGAAAGAGAAAUAACAUCACUUCACAAGGAAGUUGAAGAUCUGCAGCAUCAAUGCACAGAAUAUCAUAGAAAUGAAGAUCAUUUUCAAAAUGAAAUUGGUGCUUUGAAACAAUCCAAGGCAAGUGACUUUGAAGACAUCAUGGCUAAAGAUCAGCAAAUAGAGGAACUUCAGAAGAAGAUUAUAGAAAUAGGUAGAACUCAUUCUAGCCCACAGAAACRUGCACGAUUUGAAGAGCCCUGUAAACACUGUAAAGAGCUGGAGGAAAAACUAGAAAACUUGAGUGCAGAGCGAGAAGACCUUUCAGAUGUUUUACAAGAAAAAUCAAGGAGGAUUUCAUCUCUUGAAAAGACUAUCAAGAGUAGCUUGACAAGUAAAGUUAGUGCUAAAAAAGAUCUGUUAGUGGAGACUUAUCAUGAUAAACUACAUCCAGGAAGUCCAGUAAACCAAAAAAUAAAUCAACUUGAAAAGAGAAUUCAAGAUUUAAAAAGUCUCAUUGGUUUAAAGGACAGUGAACUUACUGAGGUCAGGCRAGCMCACAAUCAAAGACAACAACGUUAUCAGUUAUUAAAGGAAAAUUAUGGCCUUGUCCAAAACCAACUCAAAACKUUUGAGAAUGAGCCGGUUGAGAGAACACCACCACGGCGCCCAAGUGAGCGUGCCUUACGUCAUGAAAACAGUGAUGGUGUUUGGAAUGAGCUCACAUACUAUCGUGGGGAAUACGAAAAGCUAAACAAAGAUAGGCAUGAUGUCUUAGAGGAGCUGGAUAUUCUCYGUGUUGAACAUGCUAAUGACUUAACAACAAUACAGGAACUAAGACUGUGUCUAGAGGAGGAGAAAGAAGGGCUACUGAAUCAACUUGAAGAAGAUAAGAAAAAGACCAUUGAUUAUGCCAGAGAGUCUAAAAAGUCUGAGCUGCUUAAAGACGAGAUAUCUUUGCUGAGGAAAACAGAGCAAGARAGCAAAAGUAGAAUACAAGAACUGGAGGAGGAGAUUGUUCAUUGUAAACAAGAAUUGAAACUCUUAGCUGAAGAUAACGCAAACUUAAAGAGAAAUGCUGUCCAUCUGGAAAAACAGUUGAACUCAGCAUCCUGUGAAAUAGAAGAUCGAAUUGUAGAAUGCAAAAGACUAAAAGAAACAUUAGGAGAAAAUGAGAUGAACAUAUCACCAAUUAAAUUUGCUGAAGUAAAGACAAAAGAYAAUGAACUCAUUAAACAGCAGGCAAAAGAUAUUGAUAUGUAUGACCUACAACUCAAGAAAAUAGCUGAGAGAAUCUUAAGCCCCUCCAAGCAGCACAAGAAAGACCUAUCUCCAACACGAAAAGAGAGCCAAGGAACACAAACAAUAGAGAUGUCACGCACAGCUGAUUUUAGUUCCUUUGUUGAUUUUAAUCAAUCUGACUUAGAAGUUGGUGUGGUUGAGGUGGAUGCAAGAGCUAAGAAUGUUCAACUUGAUGAAAAAGUUGAUAAUUUAAAAAAGAUUUCCARUGCACAAACCCCUAGAGGYAAAAAGAUUGCUACAACCACAAAAAAGACACCGGUAAAAGGAGAGUGGAGCGGRAUGAGGCAAAGGAUUCUUAGCCUGACACAACAGGUGGCUGCUAUUCGUAGUGCUAAGGACAAAGCUGUYAAAGCUCUGAAUGAGGAAAAGACAACUAAUGAGAACCUCCAGUCAGAAUUGAAUAAUGUUUUACAGCGAUUUCAAGUCAGCAAGAACACUGUACAGACGCUUACAGACGAUUUAAAGAAGUGCUUGAAAGAGAAAGAAGAAAUAUUAGCAGACAAAGAAAAUGCUGACCAAAAUGAUGCUGAAAUGAUGAAAAGAAAAUAUGAAGAAAAGCUACGAAUUACCAGCAGUGAGUUAUCUCGUCUUAAUGCACUUGUCAAGACUCACCGUAAUGAGAAAAACGAUUUGAAAGAAAAACUCUCUGACUCACAGGAACGUCUUACUAGAGYUGAAAAAGACUUGGCUCAAAAGAAAACAUUUGUUGAAGAAAUGAAAAACAAGUUGAGACAAGYUAAAGAUGCAGAAGAAAGAUCUGAUGAUACAGUGAAAGAUUUUGAAGAAAGAAUUAAAAGACUGACUGAGAGAGACACACAGAAGAAACUACAGUUGGAUAGUCUUAAAAGACAACUUGAAAAUGAAGCAAAAGAGAAAGCUAAACUUAGUCAACAGUACUUACUGUCUGUGGAGGAGGUCAAGAAAAAGUCCCAUUUGCUGGCUGACUCACGCUCUCUUCAUGCUCAAGCUGACAAGGCUGUCAGUGAAAUGGAAGCUGCUGCAACUGAGCARCUACAAAGUCUUGCMAGCAAAAGUGAAACUGCUCUGAAGGCAUUAAGGGGUAAAUUAAGCAAAGCUGAAGCAAGAAUUGAGGAAUUYCAGGCUUUGAUAAAGACUCUUACUGACGAACUAAUUGCUGACAAUGAAAGAACAUGCUUUGAAAUUGCACAGUUUGAAGAACAAUUGAAGAAAGAUGAGCUGGAUAAACCAUCAUCCAAGCAUGCACGUCACUUGGCGUGUUCAAUAUUAAACAUGACUAGUGAUGACUUGGAUGAAUUUAUGAAGGAAAAUGAAAAACAGAGUAAGGAGCAAACUGCAAGGAGAGGCAGAGAAAGGGAAUGGAAAGAAGCUGUUGAUAUGCUUUUGAAAAAAGAGAUUCCCUUUGCUGUCCCUCUUAUAGAAGUUCUACUUGAUAUCAUAGAAGGUUCCAAGUCUUUGGGAGGAAGAUUACUUCAAUUGACGAACAAGAAUACUUGACUGGUACUUCUUAAAAUAGCYAUAAAUGAAAAUAAAUAUUUAUAUGAUAAUUGUAAAUUAUUUGUGAGAUUGAGGGAAGAAGCAAAAUGGAAAAUGAAAAAUGGGAGCAUAAUUAUUUUGGAACAAGUGAAUAUUUAGAAAAAACAAAAAUGAUAUACCGGUAAAUUAAAAAAAAUGAGUUAAUAAUUCGAUAAAAUUUGCAAACGUGACGCAUUAUGUGUGUUGCGUGACGAUCUAAGUAUGACGUGUCGAUUUGGGGUCCAGGAGAUCCCAAGGAACACGUGAUUUACAAAGAAAACUUUUCACAAAAAAAGUGGGGAAAGUAUUGGAUUGUAAAUUUGGAAAUCCUAUAAUAAUAAUGGCCGAUCAAUACGAAGAAUACAAUUACGAUGAAAGUUUACACUCUGGUGGCGCUAGAAAAGGCAAGAGUAAGUCUGAAGCUUCACAGAAUAAGAGCUUAUCAACACAAGGUCACAACGAACGUAAAGUGGUUGAAAAUAUACAACAUGGCGAAGAAAAACGGAAAGAGGAAUCUAUAAAACAACAUUCUAAACAAAAAUAGACUUCUAUACAAUUUGUACAGACAUUAUAGCAAGAUUGGACGAKAUUUUACUGCGAUUUAUUCAAGAUAAACUUAACUCGAAUGAAUGAACUUGAUUUUCAUCGAUUCGUGCCUUCCCUCACGAAUUUCUCAGGACAUAAUUACAAGGUGCCUAUUCUCUUUGGAUACGAAGAAUUACAGCGCAAGGACGUACAAGUUAUUUAGAUUUGGGUACAUGGAUUGUAAGGGUUAAUUGAUUGGCCUAUUUUUUUCUACCAUGUGUUAUUUAUCAGACUUUUAAUUACUGGUAGUAGCUCAUUUGCAUAAGUUUAAAUGUAAGUUUUUGAAUUUAUUGAAGAUUAAAUUUUCACAAUUUGCUUUGAA